Molecule: messenger RNA, 1427 nt
Organism: Branchiostoma floridae (Florida lancelet)
Lineage: Eukaryota; Metazoa; Chordata; Leptocardii; Amphioxiformes; Branchiostomatidae
Product: chymotrypsinogen 2-like
Exons: 2
Coding region: 43-291 (82 amino acids)
Biological process (GO): proteolysis
Molecular function (GO): serine-type endopeptidase activity
Source: RefSeq, a predicted model, not a curated record
GGUGUAAUUCCACCUAGCCAACUGCAGAAGGCACACGGCCCAAUGCUGAGCGAUGCGGCACUCAAAGGUUAUUGGGGAGACCUGAUCCAACCCGGCAUGAUAGGAUUUGGGACUGAGACAGUGAGCGCCUGCAUGGGUGACUCGGGCGGCCCGCUGGUGUGUAGGAACAAGGAUGGCUUCUUCGACGUGGCCGGCAUCGUGUCCUGGGGCAAUGGCAAAUGCAAAGGCUUCCCCGGUGUCUUCAGCGAGGUCACCCACUUCCUGCCGUGGAUAAAAGAGAACAUGGUGUAAAACUAACGCCGCGGCCAGUUCCCCACGCUCUGAUCCCCCUCUCCAUGUAACUGUAGCUAACCAAACAUCUUUACCACAUCCGGGAUUCUUGACAUUGUUAACUAAACAGGCCGGUUUACUGUCUCACCUAGCAGUAUCUUUCCCCAAAAAUCAUGUUCACAAUUCUCGGUUUUUAUCAUGAUUGGUCUAAAACGAACCAUUGAAUGAGAGGGAAUGGAGACGGAGGGAACGCCUGCGCGCUUUGGCGGCUGCCAUUGCCCGAGCCACCAUCCGUAGUCUGGCUCACAGGAGCCUCGUAGUGGACCCCGCAGUGGGGCUCACCUCACGUUACAGGCUAUGUUCACUUUGCCAUUGUUACAGUAUAGGUUAACUCUGUUCACUCAUAGGUAUACUCUGUGCACUGUGCCAUUGUUACAGACGAGUGUAGGUACAUUUUGUUCACUCUGCUAUUGUUACAGUAGAGAUAAACUUUGACAUUGUUACAGUAUAGGUGGUCUGUUCACUCUUCAAUUGUCAAACUCUGUUCACUCUGUCAUUGUUACAGUAUAGGUAAACUCUGUUCACUCUGCUAUUGUUACAGUAGAGAUAAACUUUGACAUUGUUACAGUAUAGGUUAACUCUGUUCACUCUGCAAUUGUUAAACUCUGUUCACUUUGCCAUUGUUACAGUAUAGGCAAACUCUGUUCACUUUGCCAUUGUUACAGAAUAGGAAAACUCUGUUGUUCAACUCUUUACGCGUAGAAUAUGCCAAGUUAACUCCUGUUUCAGUAGUAGUUAAACUCUGUGCCAACAAAAAUGUUCAUUUUACCAUUUGUACAGUGCUUAUUUAUACUUUGUUAAGUAUAUAACUUUGUAACGAACGUAACAUCAUUUCAUUUAAACCUACCAGCAUUCUGUGUUUAUAAACAUAGCCUUUAUGUCAUUUCCCCAUGUAUCGUGCAUGUACAUGAACUGUAUAUACAAUGUAACAACGCUGUUCUGUUCAAUAUCGAAGACGAAUAUUCAUUGUUACAGCACACCCAAACCUGAAAACGAAUCCGUUAGUGUCACUUGAACUCCACAACAUAAUGUAACCUCCAGAACAUGGCUUUAUUAACGUGAAGUGUUAAACAAUAAAAUGAUGAGUGGCGAAACAA